AAGGGAUCUGCUCCGAAAUACUGCCCUUUAAAUUUCGCGCUCGAUUCUCGCAAUUUUAUCUACGCGAAGUUGUGCAAUGUCGGAGAGUCGCGAUUUAAAUUCUUCCGUUGCUAACUUCAGUUCAGUUUUGUGUCGCUUUUACCGUUCACGACGCUUGUCUAUUGUUGUAUAUUCCACUCAAUUGUACAGGGAAAAAAACCGUUGGAAAGUUUAUCUAUCGAAGUUGUGUACAUACAUCACGGAGAAAUUAUUUUUUUUAUUGACAAAUAAACCAUAAAGAUGCCAGAGAUCGAGGAAAAGGACCAAACAAACGAAAAUGAAAAUGGAAGUGGAGAUGAGUCCACAGAUCACAUUGAAUCACCACCCCAAUCUCCAACUCCUAUUGAACCUAUAAUUCCAUUGCAAGAAGUAUCCAACAAUGAAGAAGAAGAAGAGGAGCUGAUAAAAUUGAGAGCAAAGUUGUACCGCUACGACACCUUUGAUAAUCCUGCUGAAUGGAAAGAAAGAGGCACUGGUGAAGUUAAAAUGCUUCAACAUAAAACAAAAAAUACUGUCAGAAUUGUCAUGCGUAGAGACAAAACACUCAAACUUUGUGCAAAUCAUUUUGUAUGGCCUUGGAUGGAAUUAAAUCCCAAUUGUGGAAGUGAUAGAGCAUGGGUAUGGAGUGCACUAGCAGAUUUUGCUGAUGACACUCCUAAGCCUCAAUUACUUGCCAUUCGAUUUGCUACUACUGAGAAUGCCAAAUUGUGGAAAGAAAUGUUUGAAACAGCAAAGAAAAUUGUUGAAACCAAGUGUCAAGCUUAUGUUGGAAGGUCUCACGAAGAUGGUGAAGUUGAAAAUGCUACAAACAAAUCAUUUGGUGAUACUACAUCAGACAGUUUACACGAAGAUAUAGAAAAACUGAAAGUUUCUGAAGAAGAAACAGCUGCUAAAUAGUUAACAUUUUUGAACCAUUAAUUUUAGUUUUUUGAAAAGAUGUUUGUCUCAUGUGUGGAAUCAACAUUCCUUUGAUUUAUUCUAACGAAACAGCAUUAAAAUUUUUACAUGAAAUAUCAACAUUGCAGUUGAUUAAUUUUAGAAAAAAGUUGUUAAUACAGUUUUGAAUCUACCAUUUUGUGUGUCAAUGUAUGAGUGCUAUUUAUGCAUGUAUUGUAAAUGGUAUCUGUGAUUUUUAAAACAAAAUGUAUGCAGCGUCAUACAAAGAAAGUAAGAUGUUCUCUGAUCUGCAACAGACGAGUCACAAAACUUACAGCUAUUUAAUGUAAAAGUACAUAAUAAUAAAUAACAAUGAUACUUUUUAA
This is a messenger RNA of Trichogramma pretiosum, 1301 nucleotides long. Its product is annotated as ran-specific GTPase-activating protein-like. The coding region runs from base 280 to 936 and encodes 218 amino acids. Gene Ontology annotation, biological process: nucleocytoplasmic transport. The transcript has 4 exons. The record is from RefSeq and is a predicted model, not a curated record. NCBI's taxonomy places the organism in Eukaryota, Metazoa, Arthropoda, Insecta, Hymenoptera, Trichogrammatidae. Gene Ontology annotation, cellular component: cytoplasm; nuclear pore. Gene Ontology annotation, molecular function: GTPase activator activity.